AUGCCACGGUCCUUUCUAGUGAAGAGUAAGAAGGCGCACACCUACCACCAGCCCCGUGCACAGGACGAUGACCUGGUCUGGCCUCCUGUUGUAAUUCCUGUGGUGAAAGAGCAUAUCCUGAGUAGCAGCCCUGUCCUGGACACACUACUCCCAAGUCAGACCCUGGACUGGAAGGCAGUCAAACAGGAGCGGGAGAUGCUGCUGGACCAGAGCCUGCCCAAGAUGGCCUCAGCCCCAGAGGGACCACUGGUGACAUCCCAACCCCAGGAUGGAGAGUCGCCGGUCUCUGAGUCACCCCCUUUCUACAAGCCCAGCUUCUCUUGGGAUACCCUGGCCUCCUCCUACAACCACAGCUACCAACAGACCCCUUCUACCAUGCAGUCAGCUUUUCUGGAGCGCUCCGUGAGGCUCUAUGGCAGCCCCCUCGUGCCCAGCACCGAGUCCCCCUUGGACUUCAGCCUCCGCUACUCUCCGGGCAUGGACACUUACCACUGUGUCAAGUGCAACAAGGUCUUCUCUACCCCUCAUGGGCUAGAAGUGCACGUCCGCCGCUCUCACAGUGGAACCCGGCCCUUUGCCUGUGACAUCUGUGGCAAAACCUUCGGCCACGCUGUGAGCUUAGAGCAGCACACGCAUGUCCAUUCCCAGGGCGUCCCUGCCGGGUCCAGUCCUGCGCCCAGCUUGGCUGUCCCGGGCCUCGAGGCCCCACCUGUACCUGACCCCCCAGGGCCUCGUUUCCUCCGGCAGGAGCGUAGCUUCGAGUGCCGGAUGUGUGGCAAAGCCUUCAAGCGCUCGUCCACCCUGUCUACCCACCUGCUCAUCCACUCGGACACGCGGCCCUACCCCUGCCAGUUCUGUGGGAAGCGCUUCCACCAGAAGUCGGACAUGAAGAAACACACCUACAUCCACACAGGUGAGAAGCCCCACAAGUGUCAGGUGUGCGGGAAGGCCUUCAGCCAGAGCUCCAACCUCAUCACCCACAGCCGCAAGCACACAGGCUUCAAGCCCUUCAGCUGUGAGCUGUGCACCAAGGGCUUCCAGCGCAAGGUGGACCUGCGUCGUCACCGUGAGAGCCAGCACAACCUCAAAUGA
Molecule: messenger RNA, 1092 nt
Organism: Microtus ochrogaster (prairie vole)
Lineage: Eukaryota; Metazoa; Chordata; Mammalia; Rodentia; Cricetidae
Gene: Gfi1b
Product: growth factor independent 1B transcriptional repressor
Biological process (GO): regulation of transcription by RNA polymerase II
Cellular component (GO): nucleus
Molecular function (GO): DNA-binding transcription factor activity, RNA polymerase II-specific; RNA polymerase II transcription regulatory region sequence-specific DNA binding
Source: RefSeq, a predicted model, not a curated record